UAAACUGCUGGGUUGGGUCCACCUGGAAGCAUCAGGACUCGUUCUUCCCAGCUGUCUCCACAGCUUAAAAGCUCCAGGCUAAGGGCAGGUGCUUCAUGGUGCUUGGCAGGAGAGCAGGAUGGGUGUUGUAGGGCAGGCCAUGGCUGUGUUUGGAGCUUUGUCUUUCUUGGGGUUGCUUGGUCCCCUUGCUUUGGUUGUGGGGACUUGGAGUAGGCCUUUUGUUGACCCUGACUUGUUGUUUUGUGGCCAAGGCAGCUUGCAGCUCACGUUUCCCCCAGGCUGGGAAGGGAAUGCUUCCUUUGUGCUGACUGCUUGGGAUACUGAAGGGAGGGCACAUGCUCUGCAGAAUGAUUCUGGCUGUGGUCUCUGGGUAUCUGAAUCUCCGGAUGGCUCCAUGGUAGUGUCAGUUUCCUACACCAGCUGCUAUGUCUUUGGAUGGGAUGGCAAUUACUUUAUAAUUGUUGGGCUGGAAGGGACAGAUGCUGCUGGACAAAAGUUUCUUCAUGAAGAGAAGCUGUUUAUGUGCCCUGCAGACCUUCCUGCACUGGAUGCUCCCAGCAGUGGUGUCUGUUCUGCUGUCCACAGCCAGGACCGGCUGCCCUGUGCCUCUUUACCCAUCAGCCAGGGAGACUGUGAAGUGCGAGGCUGUUGUUACAACCCUAGGGACAAAGACAAGACUUGCUACUAUGGUAACACAGUGACAGCACACUGCACACCAGAUGGACAGUUUUCCAUUGCUGUCUCUCGAGAUGUGACCCUGCCACCUGUUAUCCUGGACUCUGUGCAUCUAGCCAGUGGGCGCAGUGCUGGCUGCAUCCCUGUAAUGAAAAACAAUGCCUUUGUUGUGUACCAGUUCCCACUCUCUGCCUGUGGCACUACUUUUCAGAUGACUGGAGGCCAUGCCAUAUAUGAGAAUGAGUUGGUGGCAUCCAGGGAUGUGAAUAUGGGGAGCCUUGGUUCUAUCACUAGGGACAGCACUUUCAGGUUACAUGUCCGCUGUAGUUAUGCCAUCACUGGGAGUUUUGUCCCCUUGAGUGUUCAGGUCUUCACACUGCCACCGCUCCCUGCUGUCUCCCAGCCUGGUCCUCUGUCCUUGGAGCUGCGUAUUGCCUCAGAUGAACGAUAUAGUUCCUACUACACUGGCACUGACUAUCCCAUUGUGAAGGCUCUAAGAGACCCUAUUUACAUAGAAGUUAGGAUCCUUCAGAGGACAGACCCUGACCUGGUUCUACUACUGCACCACUGCUGGGCCACACCAAGUAUAAAUCCUCAUCAACAGACACAGUGGCCUGUCCUGGUGAAUGGGUGCCCUUAUUCAGGAGACAACUAUCAGACACAGCUGGUACCUCUUAGUACUGCCUCAGGAUUACUGUUUCCAUCACAUUAUCAGCGCUUCACCCUCUACACGUUUACCUUUGUGGACUCUGCAUCCCAAGAGCUGCUUUCCGGGCUGGUGUACCUGCACUGCAGUGCCUCAGUGUGCCACCGGUCUGUGAAAGAGUCCUGCACCAACACUUGUCCUGUUAGAGCCAGAGGUAAAAGAAGUGCUGAGUAUACCCUUAAGGACAGUGCCUCCCAUGUUUCCAGCAAAGGCCCUGUUAUUUUCCUGCAGGAUGAGCUAAGACAAGUAGCUGAUGUGGAUGACUUCAGAGCAGCUGCAGCCCCUUGGGCUCUGGGUUUUGCUGCUGUGGCUGCUGGGGCAGUGCUGAGCAUGGUGUUGGUGGCUGCUGUGCUGUGGUGGAGAAAGUGAUCUCAUUACAGGCACCUGUUUUGCAAUAAAGUGGUUCCCAAACACA
Messenger RNA from Tympanuchus pallidicinctus (lesser prairie-chicken), 1796 nucleotides. Its product is annotated as zona pellucida sperm-binding protein 4-like. Lineage: Eukaryota; Metazoa; Chordata; Aves; Galliformes; Phasianidae. Gene Ontology annotation, molecular function: structural constituent of egg coat; acrosin binding. Gene Ontology annotation, biological process: binding of sperm to zona pellucida; prevention of polyspermy. Gene Ontology annotation, cellular component: egg coat. The coding region runs from base 119 to 1750 and encodes 543 amino acids. The record is from RefSeq and is a predicted model, not a curated record. The transcript is spliced from 12 exons.